AAAAAGAAAAAAAAAAAAAAAAAAAAAAAAGUAAACAAUAAUAAUUCUUUGUAAACCAACGAAAAGAAAAGUGUACAAGUCUUCUUCUCCUUCAUUCUUAGGUUUAUUUCUUCAUUUGCUACAGAUUAAUCUUCUUCAUCUUUUCCACACUCUGUAUAUACUGAUCGUUGCUUCAUUGAUCUUAUUUUUGAUCUACUGUUAGAUUUUGAGAUUUGUAAGAGAUGGAGGUGGGGAAGGUAUCUGAGGACCAUUUGACAUCGGCUGCAGCUUUUGUGGAAGGGGGAAUUCAAGAAGCACGUGAUGAUGCUUGCAGCAUUUGCCUUGAAGCUUUUUGUGAAACUGAUCCCUCAACAAUGACAAGUUGCAAGCACGAGUUUCAUCUUCAAUGCAUCCUUGAAUGGUGCCAGAGAAGCUGUCAGUGCCCAAUGUGUUGGCAGUCUAUCAGCCUGAAGGAUUCCAGCAGCCAGGAAUUGCUUGAUGCCGUGGAGCACGAGAGAAAUGUGCGGAUGAAUCCACCUAGAAACACAGCUAUAUUUCAUCAUCCAGCCCUGAGAGACUUCGAAUUGCAGCGUUUACCCGUUAGUGCAGGUGACUCUGAACUUGAAGAGCGCAUCAUUCAGCACUUAGCUGCAGCUGCUGCGAUGGGCAGGGCUCGUCAGCUUGCCAGGAGGGAAGGUGAGAGGAGUAGGUCUUCUACACGAACCCAUCCCCGAUUUUUAGUGUUCUCAAGUAAUCCGAAUCCAACUUCUGCUACUUCGCCUGCUCAAAGAGGUGGUCCUGGACCAUUUCCUACAGCCAUGAUAGCUAGCUCGAAUUCACCGUUUAUUACCCUUGGAGAAGAUUCUGCACAGCUUAUUACUUCACAAUUUUCCUCCCAAGCUGACCACAUCACCACCACAGCAUCGGGAUCAGGUGCUGUUACUAAUCAACUUGGAACUUCCUCAAGCAAUCGGAGGUCUCCUGCUCAGACUUCCCCCAAUAGUCAAGAUAUAGCUGGACCAUCAGAUUUCCAGUCAUUCUCAGAGUCUCUGAAAUCUCGACUGAAUGCAUUAUCUGUGAGGUACAGAGAGUCCAUAACAAAGAGCACAAGAGGCUGGAAGGAGAGGUUGUUUGCUCGCAACAGUUCAACCCCAACGCCUGACCCCGGAACUGAAGUUCAUAGAGAGGUUAACCCGGGUACUGCAACUGUACCACGCAUGAUGGAUUAUCUUGAGAUUGCAGAAGACAGUAGAACCGAUGUGGCUGCAGUAUCAAAUAAUUUAGACGAUAACUUGACCCCAGAUACAACUGAACUCGAGAUUGUAGAGAUGGGUGGAAACUCUCCUUUGACUGAGGUCGAAACACAGCCUCCUUGUGCUGCUGGUUCAGCAUCAAACUAAGUGUUGAUUCAGGAAUUGUAUCAAACUCGUAUUGUUUCCUUUCGAUGGUGAAUGCAAACAGAAUGCAAACAGGUACUGUGAUGAUGAUGUUCGUUAUCAGUCAUCGAGUUACGGUAAAUCAAAUACAUGGGUAAGAGCAUUCAAAGUCUGGUGCAAUAAGGGUUCAGAGCUCUUCGUAUGGAACGAAUAUGGAUAGGAUGCUGUAGUUGUACAUUGUUUUUCAAUUUCAAAAUUAUUAUACGCAUGUUAUCGUAGUUGAACUGGGGAACGUGAUGCGCUGACAAGUAUUCAUUAUUCAAUUUGGACUAAUCUGUCAUGAAGUUUAUUUAAAGUUGCCUGAUAUUUCAAAUUCUUGCCA
Molecule: messenger RNA, 1737 nt
Organism: Olea europaea var. sylvestris
Lineage: Eukaryota; Viridiplantae; Streptophyta; Magnoliopsida; Lamiales; Oleaceae
Product: E3 ubiquitin-protein ligase RHF2A-like
Exons: 9
Coding region: 222-1379 (385 amino acids)
Molecular function (GO): ubiquitin-protein transferase activity
Source: RefSeq, a predicted model, not a curated record